Aspergillus novofumigatus IBT 16806 is the source of this 1359-nucleotide messenger RNA. RefSeq names its product solid-state culture-specific ATP-grasp domain protein. Gene Ontology annotation, molecular function: metal ion binding; ATP binding. The record is from RefSeq and is a predicted model, not a curated record. The transcript has a single exon. Lineage: Eukaryota; Fungi; Ascomycota; Eurotiomycetes; Eurotiales; Aspergillaceae. The coding region runs from base 1 to 1359 and encodes 452 amino acids.
AUGGACUCAACGCCUCUUAUCCGCCUGGAUUAUACUCUUUAUGACCUUUACUCCAUGGAUAGCGAGGGCUGGACAAACAUUACCCUGGUAUACUCAUUUAUGCACGAGUCGGCGGUGAAAUUUACAUACCAGUAUGAGUUGCAGGGGAUGCACAAGGCGGCCCAGCCCUCUGGCAUACUCGAGAUGAAGCUUAGGCCUCAGCGACAUGGAUUUAUCGCUGGCAAGAUGCCUCUAGCUAUCCUAGAGGCUGACUCCCAGUGCAACGACCAAGCUCUAGAUACACUCCGCGCGGACCACGCUGAUGUCUUUCGAAAUUUUGCCCAGUUAUCUUUUGAUCAACAGCCAGUUGUGAGCUUUGCGACAAGUUCAAAAAGUAUACCUGUAGAGCCAGGCGCUCAUAUUGCAGUAAUGUUUCCUUCAGACUGCGUUCUGCACUUACAACAUCUCGUCGACCCUGAGAUUCACUAUGAGCUACUGUCCAAACCUGGUUUGGCUAUGUCAGGACUGCCAACGCCGCCAUCAAAGGUUAUUGACACUGUUCUCACUCCACAUGAGGUACACGAUCAGGACCUACUCAGGGGUGAAAUUUCCAGAAUCACCCAGCUACUCGACAAUCACGAAUUGCCAUUUGUUCUAAAGCUCCCCCAAUCAGCCUCUGGGCUAGGCGUCUUUAAGGUCUUAACAGACGCCCAAAGAACAGAUGCCAAGGCAAUACUCGCAGCGCAGCUCGGCCGGAUGCUCCAGAAGAUUAACGAAUCAAAUCAUCAUAUGCGUCCAUGUUCUUUGGUGAUUCAGGACUUCAUUCAAGGCACAACAAUGGGCCUAUCUCUUUUUGUAACAAAGAAGGGGCGGCCCAUCUUUAUAGCGUGCUGUGAUCAGCAAUUGGACGAACAUGGGCACUGGAUUGGUAGUUCAAUCUCUUACAAGCGGCAACCGGAGCUUAAGGAAACCUAUCGCGACAUAUCGGAGAAGAUCGCCGCUUUCCUGCAUGCGAAAGGCUAUUAUGGCCCGGUUGGGGUAGAUAUAAUAACAAAUGUGUAUGGAAACCAGUACAUCGUCGACCUCAACGCCCGUGUCACUGGCAGUUACCACUUAGGACCGCUCGCGGGACACUUUCUUCAGCGCGGCCUGCUGGAGGUUACUUUCAUGCAGGCCAGUUUCCUUUAUUCUAGGGCCGCAUUUGAAGCGGCUUUCUCGGACGAACUCCAGAGGGGCACCUUGGUAAUCUGCGGCUGGGCACACGCCCAGUCGAUACCACUCAGUCAAGCUGCAAUCAAUAUAGGAGGCCGGGAUUCCUCCGAAGUGGAGGAGACACUCAAGAAAAUCAAGGAUUUUGCUGCUCCUGUUUGCAAUAUGUGA